UGGCGCAAAUACGCCGAAGUGACUGAAGUGAACGCCUAUUACUUCCCACAGGAGAACGCAAUGGUUAUUCCCGCCGGUAUUCUUCAGGGCAUCUUCUAUAACAAGAAUAGACCCAAUUACUUAAACUACGGAACCAUUGGUGAAGUGGCCGGUCAUGAGCUCACCCAUGGAUUUGAUGACACGGGCAGACAGUUUGACCUGAAAGGACAGGUAAACAACUGGUGGGAUGACGUGACCGACGAGAAAUUUAAGUUGAAAUCGCAGUGCAUUAUCGAUCAGUACAGCAACUAUACGGUCGACACGAUUGGCAUGAAUUUGAACGGAAUUAAUACUCAGGGAGAGAAUGUGGCGGACAAUGGGGGCAUCAAACAGGCCUUUCGGGCCUAUCAGACAUACGUGCGGAACAACGGCGCCGAAGACCUACUGCCGGGCCUUAAAUAUACGGCCGAACAGCUCUUUUGGAUCAGUUAUGGCAUACAGUCGUGCAGUAAAGAGAGUGCGGAGUACUUGAAGCUAAUGAUUGAAACCGAUUCUCACAGUCCCAGUAAAUACAGGAUAAUAGGAGUGCUCUCUAAUUCACCGCAAUUCUCCAAUUCAUUCAACUGUCCGAUCGGUUCAGCCAUGAAUCCAAUCAAUAAGUGCACCGUUUGGUAG
Messenger RNA from Medioppia subpectinata, 654 nucleotides. The record is from the annotation of a GenBank genome assembly. Lineage: Eukaryota; Metazoa; Arthropoda; Arachnida; Sarcoptiformes; Oppiidae.